UUUUUCUAUUUCAACUUCCCUUGACUACAUACUCAUGACAGUCGCUCAUUAUCUAUAACCAAAUACGUUCUUUUACCCCACGACAACGACGAUGAAAGCUCCGACCAUCGCCCUCCUGGCGGCCCUUGGAGGCUUUCAAGCAGCAGUUGCUCAACGCAUCGGCAGCUCAGGGGUGUGGGUUGAUGCGGCAACAUGCGACCCUUGGGCAAAGUCCCAUGGCUUCCCGGCCGCUGCUGGCCCUGGUGGCCUCCUCACCACUGCUCUCGGCAUCCUUGAUAGCACGUCAAUGUCAAUCUUGUAUCGCAUGUACCACCCUACCACCCAGUCGCAGAAGUCACUCCCUGCCAACGUUCUUGCUUGGGAAAGGUACCGACUGAAUUCGACCUACGACGCUCUCUACGGCAACAACACAGAUACCAAAACUGGGGAAGUGGGCGUUUGGGACGUGGUUAAAUCUGUCUGGGGAGUCCAUUUCCAAUGGGGGAAGCCCAUGGACGAGGAGCCGUACAUCUUUCUCGUCUGCGAUGAUGCCCCGUAUCUCCACAAGACCAACAACGGCACUUUCAUCUACACGGACCCUUACCGCCAUGCCAGCAUGGAAAUCAGCACCGAGACUUGGCAGAUAGAGAAGUUCAUCGGCCCAUGCGCUACAAACGGCCAGUCGUCAUACGACAUCCAGAACAAUAACAAUUGGAGUCAAAACCUUGUCCUCUGCACGAAGAACAUGGAUCUGCCAUUGGGCUUGACAAGCAAGGGACCGAAUGCCUUUGCUAGUGGCACGACCAUCGAUGUAGCCGGCAGGAGUUGGCUCGGCGCCCUUUGGUCGCAGGCGUUGUGGUCUGGCGGCGCCGUCUCGAGUCCUAGAAUACAUGGAUUUGCUGCGUCGCACGCCAUAAGGAACACGAAGUCUUCGCUGUGGAAUGCCGACAGUGGCAAGUUUUAUGCCUUUUCCUUCAUGCUUGACGGUCUGUUCUGGGGAUCGGGCGUCGGCCGGACGUCACAGCAGGAGUAUGCCAACCUCCAGAAGACAGCCGCUGGCAAGAAGAUCAUUGCUGCCUUUGGUCUCACUAAUAUCGCGGUGCCAGCGAGGGGCAUCAAUUGGGUAUCUGGAUGGGAGCCGCCCAGCAUGUGGUCCAACCCGUCCGAGGUCCCUGAUUACAUGGGGGCAAUCCCGACAUCCUGAUUCCUUCAUGUGACAAUCCGUUACAUAGUGGUGUUACACCUUGACACAUAUCAGUCGUGACAGGUGCCUUCAUCCUCGCACACACU
Messenger RNA from Trichoderma reesei QM6a, 1269 nucleotides. RefSeq lists its product as uncharacterized. NCBI's taxonomy places the organism in Eukaryota, Fungi, Ascomycota, Sordariomycetes, Hypocreales, Hypocreaceae. The transcript is spliced from 4 exons. The coding region runs from base 92 to 1183 and encodes 363 amino acids. The record is from RefSeq and is a predicted model, not a curated record.